This is a messenger RNA of Loa loa (African eye worm), 1908 nucleotides long. RefSeq lists its product as hypothetical. The record is from RefSeq and is a predicted model, not a curated record. NCBI's taxonomy places the organism in Eukaryota, Metazoa, Nematoda, Chromadorea, Rhabditida, Onchocercidae. The coding region runs from base 1 to 1908 and encodes 635 amino acids. The transcript is spliced from 16 exons.
AUGGAGUUGGGGUUUCGAACCUGUUCCAAACAACUGACAACACAAACAGUUGGCGGUGAAGACACGUAUGACGUAAUUGCUAGUCCUUCAGGCUCCUCUGACGGAAGCAGUGAAUUCGUGAAGGUAGAACACAGCGAUGUGCAGCAGAGUAUUGGAUUAGUUGGUGACACGUUGUCAUUCAGAAUGUUACAAAUGCAUAAUGUUGGCGCUGAUGAAAAGAAGACAAGAGAUCGAAGAUAUCCUGUUGAAAACCUAAUGGAUCACGGAUUUGAAUCAGAGGAGCCAUACAGCGGGAUUUUGCCUAGAACUGAAGAAUUUGCAGAAAGUGUGGUUGAAAAAAUGAGCGAUAUAGCAAAAACAGGUGUGGGGAAAGUAGUGGAUGCGUCAAAUAAAGCUGUGAGUGAUGCCAAGGUAGUGGGGGAAGCUCUUGAUGAUACGGUACAUCUCUUUGGUGACAAACUGAAAGAAAUGGCAGGACAGUCAAAAGAUAUGGGACAUCAAACGCUGGAGACUGCCAAUGAUACUGCAUCAAAAAUGCUGUCGAGUACAGCACAGAAAGCUGGCAAUGUGGGUGCAGAUGUGGCACAUUUGGUGGAUGAAGGCGCGAAAGCAAUGCAUACUUUCGAGGGGGAAUUUGAUGAUCUCACCCGUGAGAUUUCGGAUACCACUCAUCAUGCUGCGGAUAUUUUAACAAACACAUUACAGAAAGCGGAGAUAGCUGGUGACCCGCUUAAAGAGCAUGAUGCAGGGCGUCAUACAAUGCUCCACGAACCGGCACAUGGUGCCUAUCAGGGUGGUUAUCCAUCAGAGCAAUGGGGCUUGGAUUGGAGACAGUAUGCUAGCGAGGCGGCAGACAUCAAUGCAAGUCAUCCCGAUCUUGAAGUUGAAGCUAGUGUGAAAGCUGUUCAGUCUGCGGGGAAUGCAAUAAAUGAUGAAAUUGCUGAUGUACAUGACCAUGUAGACAUGAUUACGAAAAUGUUCACUGCAAGUGCUCCACAACAUGAUGAUAGCAGUGCAGAAGAAAGUAUGUUUGACAGAAAAGGACCGUUGACUAUACCACACCAGGCCUCCGAAGAUAUAAUACAGCUCGACCGUGGCUUUGACUCGCCAAAACAAAGCGGUUUCGAAGUGUCUCCCCGCCCACCGACACCACCAAAAGAGCUCGAUGAUGAGGACGUGAAACCGACAACGAUCGAUCUGGGACAAACAACAGGUAGAUCAUUGGCCAGUGGUGAACAUCUAAGUUCUAUACUGAAAAACAGUGCACAAGGUGUCCGAUUUGAUUUCAAGGAUUUGGAUGCGAGAUUUCUGGAUAUAGUUUAUUGGCGUGAUCCAAAGAAAUCUGGUGCAGUACUUGGUAUUACUCUCCUUACGCUACUCGUGUUCGCGAAUUUUCCUUUGAUCGCAGUCCUUAGUUACGUUGGACUAUCCGUCCUUGGUGGUACACUCGGUUUUCGUAUUUACAAGUUGAUUGAAGCACAGAUUAAGAAAACGGAUGGCGCCAAUCCAUAUCGGGCGUAUUUGGAGAACCGAGAAUUUCAUUUGCCUAAAGAAAAAGUGCAUCAGCAAGUGGAUGCACUUAUUGAGCAUGUGCAGUUUAUCAGUAACAAGCUAAGGCGGUUAUUUUUGGUAGAAAGUAUUGUGGACAGUGUCAAGUUUGGUCUUCUACUUUGGGCACUUACGUAUGUCAGCUGCUGGUUCUCUGGUCUCUCUCUAUUGAUUCUUGCUAUAUUGGCUUUGUUCACGAUCCCGAAAGUAUAUGAGGUUUACCAAGAGCCCAUUGAUCGCAAUGUUUUCAAAACGAAGCAGCGUAUCGACGAUAUAAAUAAGAUGAUUGGUGAAAAAGUACCAUUUCUGAAGAAAUCAACGACUAAUGCCUGUGAAAUUAGUCAUGAAAAAUCAUAUUAA